AUGGGCUCACCCGAACUGCCCGCUCGCUCUUCAGCGCCGAAAGAUCACACAAUCUCCUCGAAACGUACAAAGGUCGUCAAGAAGAAAGCUCCCACAGUCCGCAAGCCCAAACAGCUUGGUCGCAGGUACAUGAACGGGUUGAUGAAAGCCGAGAUUCCUGCUCGCUCAGAAUUGAUGAAGAUCUUGAACAAUUUCGGAUUCGAUAAUCUGGACACAUGUGACCGAUGGAUCCUGUGCCGCCCACUCGGCCAGAGACGUCUCAUCGUCUCAGUGGACAUGCCAUUCGGGUACUACAGCCUCUACAAGGACGGUUUCCGCAAACUCCUGCGACAGACGUUCCCGGGUAUUGCGAGAGUCAAUCUUCACACCAAGAUGGCCGAGAUGAGUCAACGUAUCGUUACUAGCACUUGGUUCCACACAGUACCUACCAGGGAGCCUCUCAACGACACUAAGCAGAGGUUCGUUGACCAAGUCAAAAAGAAGGAGGGUGAUGGGAUUGAGGUCGGCUGGUACAGUGGGACCGCCAACUCUUUGGUCUACCUGCACUAUUGA
Molecule: messenger RNA, 552 nt
Organism: Alternaria hordeiaustralica
Lineage: Eukaryota; Fungi; Ascomycota; Dothideomycetes; Pleosporales; Pleosporaceae
Exons: 2
Coding region: 1-552 (183 amino acids)
Source: RefSeq, a predicted model, not a curated record